GGGGAGAAUGAAACUUGUGCGAUAGGCAAGUCCGUGUACCAGAGUCGUAGUCGGAGUAUUUUGAGAUACGGCUUUCACAGCGGAGAGAGUGGGACUGGAUUGGGAAUGGUUGUGCGAUCGCCAGCAUCACUAAUUUCAAAGUAAAGUUAGUGCAAAAAUGAAUUAGGCGCGGAAUAGAAUGCAUCGACCAACGAAUCCAAACAUCCGACGAUCAAUCGCAGGCAUAUUGCUUUAAAGUCUGUUUUUAUUUUGUCCGUCGUUUAUUUCAUUGGUUCAGGACUCGUCCGUGAAAACGGUGUGGGAUUCCUGGUUUGUUCCGAUUCUUCGAACGAAACGCGCAUAGCUUUGUCUUUACCCUUUCAUUCUCCCCCGUCUUAUAUCUCGCUGCUUAAGGACUUGCUCUGAAGUAGUUUUGCCACUAUCAUCAUGGAGCUAUCGUCGGAAGAACGUGGACAGCGGCGGGAGAUCUACAUGCAAUCCACGGCCCCAAACAACACUCGGCGACGGGGACUGUUGCCUAGUAGGGCAGUUGCUGUUCUCGCGGUUGGCAUUCUCUUGGCGAAAGUCGUCUGCACGGAGGCGGCCUUCACCAAGGAGCCGAAGUCCCAGGAUGCACUGCACGGGCGCAGCGCCAUGCUGCGGUGUGAGGUCAGCGACCCGGCGGGCGUGGCCUACAGCUGGCUGCACAGCGGCGAGGCGGUGACGGACUCCGAGCGCCGCUUCCAGGAGGGCAGCAACCUCAAGUUCACCGCCGUGGACCGCCUGCUCGACGCCGGGAACUUCCAGUGCCUGGCGGUGAACUCCGCCACGGGGGAGGAGGAGCGCUCCAGCAACGCGUCCUUCAACAUCAAGUGGCUGGAGACCGGGGGCGUGACGCUCAAAGACCCCGCCUCGGAGGCGGAGAUCGAGAGCUCUGCACCAAUCACGCUGCGGUGUCACAUUGACGGACAUCCACGGCCGACCUGCCAGUGGUUUAAGGACGGCGUUCGGCUGACGGAGAGGAGUCACGUGAUCAACAACAAGGAGCGCACGGUGACCCUGAAGAGUGCCAGCCCCGACGACAACGGCCUGUACUACUGCUGCGCCAAGAACGCUGUGGGGCACGUCUGCAGCAGCCACAACUUCACCCUCAACAUCAUCGAUAAGAGCUACCCACGGCCGGUGAUCUCUCCGAUGGACCAGGUGGUCCUGCGGAACGAGGAGGCCGUCUUCCACUGCCAGUUCACCGCCGAGCCGCCGCCCACCGUCGAGUGGUACCACGACAACGAGCUCCUCACCAACAAGACCCGGCUGUUUGUGCUGAGUAACGGGACCCUGCAGAUCACCCAGGUGAAGGUUCGGACCACCGGCCUGUACAAGUGUGUCGCCCGAGGCCCCCGCGGCCCCCCCGUCACCCUGGAGGCCACGCUCCGCAUCGCAGAGAUUGAGGAGAUGGGCCCGCCCUUGGUGAGAGUGUUCACGGUGGACACCCUGCAGCGCAUCUCCUGCUACCCCCCGCGGGGGCACCCCGAACCGGAGGUGUGGUGGGAGAGGGGCGGGGCACGCCUCCCCGAGGAGGGCAGGGUGUACCAGGAGGACCUGGCCCUGGUGUUCAGCCCCACCGAGGCGGGAGAUUCCGGAACGUACUCCUGCGUCGCCCAGAACCGCGCCGGGACCAGGAGGCAGGACCUCACCGUCACUGUGGCCACGGCUCCGGAGUGGGUGACCAGGCCGGAGGACAGCCAGCUGGAGGAGGGCCGCCCCGGCCUGUUGCACUGCCUCACCAGCGCCACCCCCGACCCGGAGGUCACCUGGUACCGCAACAGCAUGCCCAUCACUGCCGAGGACAGUCGGUUCAGACUCCUGCCCAAUGGGACUCUGCGCAUCAACAGUGUGGAGGUGUACGACGGGCAGGUGUACUCCUGCGUCAGCCGCACCGAGGGAGGGCAGCUAACCGCUAACGCUCGCGUCCACGUGCUCGAGAAGCUCAAGUUCACGCCGACCCCCCAGGCCGUGCAGUGCCUGGAGCUGGAUAAAGCCGGCAGUGUGCAGUGCUCCGCCAAGGGCCGGCAGACCCCCUCCGUCCAGUGGACCAAAACAGACGGCAGUGCGAUCCCGCCGCAGGUGGAGCAGAAGCCUGGGCAGCUGCACUUCUCCAAGGUGACGCGCAGCGACUCAGGGAACUACACCUGCAGCGCCUCCAACAGCCUGCAGGGGGAGAUACGCGCCGUGGUGCUGCUGAACGUGGCAGUCUAUGUUAAGUUCAAAAUGGAGCCAGACAACACCACUGUGUACCAGGGCCACAUGGCCAUUCUGCACUGCCAGGCCACCGGAGACCCAGAGCCCUACAUCCAGUGGAGGAUUAAGGACAAGUUCCUGGACCCCAGCCAGAGCAGGUUCAAGAAGAUGGCGAACGGCUCGCUGGUGAUCCGCGACGUCAGCACGGAGGACACGGGGAAGUACACCUGCAUCGCCGGGAACAGCUGUGACAUCAGGUCCACCUUCGCGGAGCUCUACGUCGUGGAGAAGCCCGUGCAGCAGCUGAUGGAGGACGAGGACAAGGCUCCGUACAAGAUGAUCCAGACCAUCGGGCUGUCGGUGGGCGCGGCCGUGGCCUACAUCAUCGUGGUGCUGGCGCUCAUGUUCUACUGCAAGAAGAGACGCAACGCCAAGCGCCAGCAGAAGACCACCGAGGGCGAGGAGCCCGAGAUGGAGUGCCUCAACGGGGGAGCUGUUCAGCAGAAUGGCCAGACCACAGCAGAGAUCCAGGAAGAGGUGGCCCUGACCAACCUGGCCGCCACGGCAACCAGCAACAAGCGGCACAGCAGCAACGACAAGCUGCACUUCCCCCGGGCGAACCUGCACACGAUUACUACCCUGGGUAAGGGGGAGUUCGGGGAGGUGCUGCUGGCGAAGGCGCGGGGCAUCGAGGAGGAGGGGAGCGAGGAGGAGACGGUGGUUCUGGUGAAGAGCCUGCAGACGCGGGACGAGCAGCUGCAGCUGGACUUCCGCCGCGAGUUCGAGAUGUUCGCCAAGCUCAGCCACGUCAACGUGGUGCGGCUCCUGGGCCUGUGCCGCGAGGCCGAGCCGCACUACAUGAUCCUGGAGUACGUGGACCUGGGGGAUCUGAAACAGUUCCUGAGAAUCUCCAAAAACAAAGAGGACAAAGUGAAGCCUCAGCACCUCAGUACCAAACACAAGUUGUCCAUCUGUGCCCAGGUGGCCCAGGGUAUGGAGCACCUGUCCAAUCACCGCUUCGUCCACAAAGACCUGGCGGCACGAAACUGCCUGAUCAGCGCCCAGCGACACGUCAAGGUGUCCGCUCUCCGCCUGAGCAAGGACGUGUACAACAGCGAGUACUAUCACUACCGCCAGUCCUGGAUCCCCCUGCGCUGGCUCCCGGCCGAGUCCGUGUUCGAGGACGACUUCUCCACCAAGACGGACGUGUGGUCCUUCGGGGUGCUGAUGUGGGAGGUGUUCAGCCAGGGCGAGCUGCCCUACACCAAGCUCAGCGAUGACGAGGUCCUCGAAGGGCUCCAGGCUGGCCGGAUGAAGCUCCCUGCCCCAGAGGGCUGCCCCUCGAAGGUGUACCGACUGAUGGGGCGCUGCUGGGCCCCCAGUCUGAAGGAGCGCCCCUCUUUCAGCGAGAUGGUCAACGCCCUGGGGGAGGUCCCCACCGACAGCAAGGUCUGAGAGCCCCAGCCCCCUCUCCUGAAACCCCCCGCCCCCACCCCCCCACCCUGGCCAGACUCCCGUGAGUGUGUGAGUGUGUGUGUGGCCCUGGCCCUUAUACACUUAACACACUCUGCGGAGUUAUCACAGUCACCGCGCGACAGUUUCAAAAUGGGGUCCGGUAGGGAAGGAGAGAAGAGGACUGAUUUUUAGUCUCUUAUGGAGACGUUUGUUUUUUUAUUGGUUUUGUUUUAUUCUUCAAACCACCCGCUGGGCUCUGAGGACACUUGACUGGGCCCCCUGGGGUUUGGGUCGUGCGCGGGCAGUUUGUGCGUUUCUGCACAGGACUCUGGGAAACUGCCACCCCAGGACUGGAGUUCUCCAUGUCACCCUCCACCAGGACAGCAGGGCCACUUCAGAGGCAUUACCCACAGCACGGCCAGGAGAGGGCGCUGUCAACACCGAACAUCAAUCAUCGCAAAUUCUGCCUCUGGACUGAGGGAACGUGUCUCAUAUUGUGUGUGUGUGUGUGUGUGUGUGUGUGUGUGUGUGUGUGCGUACGUGUGUAUGUGUGUGUGUGUGUGUGUGUCAGUGUUUGUUACCAUAUCAGUGAGUGCCGGACCAGGGUACAAACGCACAAAAGGAUAAAAAAAAAAAGACUUGUUUGGGAGAAGGUUUGAGGAAAAGCAUAGCAAAUCUAUAUUAAAUUUCCAUUCGAAUCGUUUGUUUGCUGCAGGAAUAGUCACGUUUAUUUCAGGGGAAAACAGGUGUGUUUUUUUCAGCCACAGAGGAGACAUUAAAAAAAACUACAAUGUGUGUCGCAUGCAUGUUUGUAAGUGUGCGCAUGCAGGGGUGUGUGUGUGUGUGCGCGUGCGUACGUGUGUUUGCGUUUUUCUGUGUGUUUCCAUCUUCCCCCUUUUAAACCCAUUUUGUUACAGUGGACUGUUGCUGGGAAACACUGCAUUAUUUGUUGCAGGACACAUGGAGUCCAUUUUCCUUUCAUUUGAAAAUGCCUCUCUGUAGCUAGCUAGGCUAAACCCGUAUUCAACAUGCUCUCAACCAAGCACCUAUCAUUACGUCACCGAAAAGGCUUGCUCCCGCCCCUCUACUCGAGCUGGUCCAAUCAGACGGUGAUUUGUGUAUAUAAUGUAGACAUCAUGCACUAACCACAAGUACAGUUCAGUUUUGUAUUCUAGAAGGAUUUUCAGGGACCUGUUUUUAUUACAAAGGUCCUGUUUUUUUAUUGCGUUUCUGUUGUUUUUUUGUUUUUUUUUGUUAUUUUUCCAGAACGGUACAGUUCAUUUGACCUUUUUUUAUGCAGUUUUAUGUAUCCGGCAUUUUGUAAUACAUGGCAUUUUAUAAUAACAUAAAAGAAAUGGGUUGGGAGGGUAAAAGUGGUCUCACUAACCUAAACUACACUAAGAUUCAAGUGCCUGGGAAAUGAAGGAUUUCUUUUAGCAGAUUUUACAAUGUCUUAUGAAAUGCAAAUGCCUUGUUUUUACUCAUUUUUGUUUUUUUAAAUAUUUUUUAUACAUUUAAUUGUUUUUAUUAUUAAUUUUUUGUUCUUGGAUAUAAAUGUGCAAAAAAAUCCACUCUUUAGCAGUUCUAUUUUAUCUGAAUGCUAGGCACCUACACCUAGACCCUUUUGAGUCUGCUUUUGCAAUACUGGGGCAAUGAAUAUACAUGCUGCUCUCAAUAAAGUUUCACAUUUUGUACA
This is a messenger RNA of Conger conger (European conger), 5368 nucleotides long. It is a transcript of the gene ptk7b, whose product is annotated as protein tyrosine kinase 7b. Gene Ontology annotation, molecular function: ATP binding; cell-cell adhesion mediator activity; protein kinase activity. Gene Ontology annotation, cellular component: axon; plasma membrane. The record is from RefSeq and is a predicted model, not a curated record. The coding region runs from base 427 to 3672 and encodes 1081 amino acids. Gene Ontology annotation, biological process: homophilic cell-cell adhesion; axon guidance; dendrite self-avoidance. NCBI's taxonomy places the organism in Eukaryota, Metazoa, Chordata, Actinopteri, Anguilliformes, Congridae. The transcript has 20 exons.